CCUCCUCCGCCUUUAUGCCUCUCCUGUAACAAGCAGCCUAUUUGGGGGGAAGGUUGAGGAGACUGAGAGAGAGAGAGACAGACAGAGCCACUUUCCCCCCAACGCUGGGCUUGGAUUUACCACGCUCCCCCCGGUCCCUCACACUCUUCUUCCCUUUGGGGCUUAAUUUCGUUUAAACAAAAGCAUCAUAUUUUUUGUGGGGGGAGACUGGACGCCAUGUUGUGGAAGCUAGCCGACAACGUCAAGUACGAAGAGGACUGCGAGGACCGGCAUGAUGGCAGCAGCAAUGGGAACCCCAGAUUGCCCCACCUCUCAGCCGUCAGCCAGCACCUGUAUAGUCCGGCUCCCCCUCUUUCCCACUCAGGGGCUUCGGAUUUUCAGCCUCCUUACUUCCCUCCCCCUUACCAGCCUCUGCCUUACUCUCAGUCCAGUGAUCCAUACUCGCACCUUGGGGAUCCGUUUUCCAUCAGUCCUCUCCACCAGCCUCCACCACCGCCUCCCAGCCAGCAACAAACCAGCUGGCCCAACCGCCAGACUAACCAAGAUCCUUCCAAUCUAUCUCACCAUGCCCGUUCAGGCUUGGUCCCUCAUCUCCCGGCUCUGGAAAGUGGCUCUGCUGGGGUGAGGAGAGAAACCUACAGACGAUCAGAGCUUCUCCUGCCCCAUGGCCAUGGUCUUGAUGCCUCCAGCAUAGCAGAAAACCUUGGACUACAUGAAAUGGCUCAUCAGAUGGAAGAGGUGCAGAAUGUGGAAGAUCAACAUUUAUUAAUGCAUGACCAGACAGUCAUUAGAAAAGGUCCAAUUUCAUUAACGAAAAACAAUGCAUUAGGUCUCCCUUGCCAGAAGGAUGGACUCAUCGGAGUAGUGAUCAACCCCAAUGAGGUAUUCUGCUCCGUUCCUGGCCGGCUUUCUCUCCUCAGUUCCACGUCUAAAUACAAAGUGACAGUAGCAGAGGUUCAAAGGAGGCUCUCUCCCCCAGAAUGUCUCAAUGCUUCUUUGCUGGGAGGAGUUCUCAGAAGAGCCAAAUCUAAAAAUGGUGGUCGAUCAUUAAGGGAGAAGUUGGACAAAAUUGGCUUGAACCUUCCUGCUGGCAGAAGGAAAGCUGCAAAUGUGACCUUACUGACAUCAUUGGUGGAAGGUGAAGCUGUACACCUUGCCCGGGAUUUUGGCUAUGUAUGUGAAACUGAAUUUCCUGCUAAGGCUGUGGCAGAAUACUUAACACGUCCACAUAUGGGUCGUAAUGAUUUGACUUCCAGGAAGAGCAUGUUGCUUGCUGCAAAGCAGAUCUGUAAAGAAUUCACUGAACUUCUCACUCAGGAUCGAACCCCUCUUGGUAAUGCGAGGCCAAGCCCUAUUUUAGACCCUGGCAUCCAGGGCUGUUUAACUCACUUCAGUCUGAUCACACAUGGCUUUGGAAGUGCGGCGAUCUGUGCUGCCAUGACAUCCCUCCAGAACUACUUGAAUGAAGCAAUAAAAAUAGCAGACAAAACAUAUAUGAAUGCAGGGGACCAGAGCCCUGUGGAAACCAAUAAAAGCAUUGACAAGAUGGACAAACACCGGAAAUGAGACCAAGGAAAUAGAAGAAGUAGAAGAAGAAGAAAAAGAACAAAAGACUUUAUAAAAAACUGAUUUCGCACAUAGACUUGCAAUCAUCUUGCCUGGAGGGCAUGUAGAUAUCUGUUACAACUUACUUUGGGGUGUGUUUAUUAUUAUUUUGUUUUUAAAAGCAUCAUUUUGUGAAUCCUCCAUGAGAUACACAUGUCUCUCUUCCUCUUUUUUAAAGCUGCCAUUAUCCAUUCAGUUGAGGGACUAGGUACCAGAAGGUAACUUGGGUACAAGCUUUUAAAAUAAUUGUGUUUAAACAGUCAAAAGUGGUGCUAUUUCUCUUUUAAAACUGUUGAAGUCUGUGACGUGCUAUUUCUAGACACUUGGUCAAGAACCAUUUUCCCCCCUUGUAUGUUUUUGGUAGCUUGCUGGUUGGAUUGAGGCACAGCACUGAUCCAGAUCCUGGGAUGGUUAUUUUUGGUCUAAAACUACCAAAGUCCUCAGCUGGCUGGGAGACUCAGGAGUGUUAGUCCAAAAGCAACCUUUCUAGGCUUUGCGUUAAAUUGUAAUUAAGUGCUGGACUAAGUAAAGUGUCUCUUUUCAUACUGUUGUUGGACUGCAACUUCCACUGGCCCUAGCCAGCAUGUUGGUGGUUGUAGUUAAGCAACUUUGGGAGGACUGCACUUUGUCUAUUCCUGUGUUAGUGAUAGGCGUGUGCAGUACCCCUUCUUCAUUAGUUGCAAGAAGAAGAUUGGAAACCUCUCCUUUCUCUUUUAACACACAUGGCUUUAUUGUUGUACCUGAAAAUAAUAAAAUAUGGUCUGAUUUAAACUGGUUUAUUGAUAGAAAACAAGAUCUUUAAGCCACAGUUUGCUCCUGGUUUUUUCCAGUGCAUAAUAGGUUUCUUGGCAGCCACCAUUCCCCUGUUUGCACAAACUAUUGCAGUCCUUGCUACUGAAAAUGUGCUUGUCGCCUCCUUACUUUUCCUUACUUUAGCAACAGGAGAAAAGCUGCUGUGUCUAGGGUCUUGCAGAAUUCUGGGCUGCAAUAUGCCAUCAUUGUAAUUGCCACUGAAUACUGCCAACAAUUGCAAUGGCAGGAGAACUUUGUGCUUCACAAAUGCACCAUCAGUACUACAGAUUUGCCCACCCCUGGUUCACACUACACAUAGUUUACACAAGCCACAGUUUUGUUUUACUAUGAUUAAUAAACAUUCUUUAAACAGGGAGUAGAUGUUUCCAGUCUCCUGCUUGUGGCUGUGUGGAGGAUGAGAUGGAAGGAGAGAAUGCAUAGGAUACACUAGGCUCAUUUACUUAAUGCUAAAACACUGGCUUAGCAUUGUGACUGAACUAGGCCAUAGGGUGCACAUGCAGGUUGUACAUGUGCAGUGUGAGAGAACUUGGAUUGUGCUCCAUAGAAGGCAUGAAUUGCAGGCUCAGCUUGAGAGAUGCUUUUAGCCAAGAAACAAAGAGGAGUUAAAGGGCAGUCAUAGAGCUUCCAAAUCAGGAGACCAUCAAUAAUGAUCUCACACAAGGAUAGACAAAAAACAAAAUAGCCCUCACAUCCACUGAAUUGGAGGCCCAAAGAGGAGUUUCCACUUCUUGUCACUUCUUCUAAUGAUGGAAUUUUGUGAGACUCUGUCAUGCAGUCUCAGAGCUUUAUGCCACUGCUCACAUCUGCAGGAUACAAUUAUAAAAUCAUGAUUCCACCUUAACUUCCACUGUUCCUUCCUAGAGAAUCCUGAGACUGGAUGUCUAGUGAGGCACUGAAGCUCACUCUGGUUGAGAAGUCUAAAUUCUUUAAACUACCAAUCCUAGGACUCCAUAGGAUGGAACUAUGACAGUUAAAGUGUAGAGUAAUAGUAAUAUGUCCAUUCCGCACCAUAUACCCCCUGAAGUAGCUGCUGAAUUUCAUCAAUAGCUUUAGUGGUAGUUGGAGUUUAUAUAUGAGAGAAUGCAUCUCCCAAAAGAAUAGGAUGGUGGUAGUAGUCAAUAUGGCCUCCAAAGACCAUGAGGUUGCCCCAUUCCAGCUUGAAUAGAAUUAAUUUGGGGGAAAGUGUCUGAAUUCUGCUAAAUAUAUCUUGGGAAAUGGGCAGCAGAAAAAAAUUUAUGCAGUAUUGUUGUGUGCGUUCAAGUCAUUUCUGCUAUCGCAGUUUUCUUGGCAAGUUUCCUCAGAGGGGGGGGGGGUUUGCUGUUGCCAACCUCUGAGGCUAAAAAAGUGGCUUGCCCAAGGUCACCCACUGGGUUUAUAUGGCUGAACUGAGAUUCGAACCCUGGUCUGCAGGGUUGUAAUCUAAUACUCAAUAUGCCACCUUGCUAUUUGAAUUCCUGACAAGAGGUCCAAAGUGACAACCUGGUUGGAAAAGAGAUGGUUGUGUUCAUUCCCCAACCUGGUGUCUCACACUACAGUGACAAUCACAUUCUACUAAGAAGGACAGAAGUUGUAGUUUGACACAUCUUGAGCACAGGUAGUUGGGGAAGUGCAAAAUAAUGUAUUGGGUGAUAAUUUUAAUGCUUGGUGUCACUUCUUGGUUUUUAGGGAAUGACUCUGACAUGUGGUUAUAUAGUCAAAUAAAUACUUAGAAAUACAUAUUCUAAUGUGAGCGAGCAAGCAGUGAAAGCAUAUUGUAGCAGACCUUUAUACAUACACAAGGAAAAAGGAUUCAAACUUUAUAAAACCUUUUUUUCAUUCGCUGUAAAAAAAGGUCAGGACAUUGCAGCUUUAUAACACAUCAGGUCUUGUGCUUUUAAACUAAGAAAACUUGAAAGAAUAGGCACAUAAUGUUUAAUUAUUUUUGUUUUUGCCUACAUUGGCCAAAAAUUAUAUAUAAAAAUAAAUAAAUAAAUAAAUAUAUAUAUAUAUCCAGGGAGGUUUUAUGUGUAUACAGGAAAACUGUGUGUUGAAUGUAUAUAUUUAUUUAUGUGUAAUUUAAUAGGAUUUGUAAAUAACUGUGAACAUUUUAAUACUUUUUUAAAUAAAUGGGCUUUAGAUUUCAUGGUCCUUCCUCUGCAUCCCAGAAAAAAAGGGUAAAGGGUUAGCUCAGUACACUGUUAGAUCUGUACAGAUCUGUUUUAUGCUGGGUAUUUAAAAGACUUUAUUAAAAAAAUAAAAUAAAAAUAAAAUCCUUCCAUUUUUUUGCCACUGAAGAUUUAUAUCUGAUCUGAGAGGUGUGUUAACAAAGCAAUAACUUUGUGUAUUUGGUAGCAACCAUUUGAAAUGAGUAUGAGGGACAGUGUGUAUGGGACUGGGGUGGGGGAUAAUAGCGAUCAUAAAACAAUAUCCCUCUUGGUUUUGUAAAUGUUCCUCAUUAAUCCACUGCCAUUGUAUAGGAUGCUCCAUAUAAUAAAAAGUA
Sceloporus undulatus (fence lizard) is the source of this 4897-nucleotide messenger RNA. RefSeq names its product transcription factor AP-2 gamma (gene TFAP2C). The transcript is spliced from 7 exons. Gene Ontology annotation, biological process: regulation of cell population proliferation; regulation of transcription by RNA polymerase II; anatomical structure development. Gene Ontology annotation, molecular function: RNA polymerase II transcription regulatory region sequence-specific DNA binding; DNA-binding transcription factor activity, RNA polymerase II-specific. Gene Ontology annotation, cellular component: nucleus. Lineage: Eukaryota; Metazoa; Chordata; Lepidosauria; Squamata; Phrynosomatidae. Bases 217 to 1566 code for a protein of 449 amino acids. The record is from RefSeq and is a predicted model, not a curated record.